CGGCUCCAUCCAGACACACACGCGCGCUACACCUCCAGUCAAACACACACACACACACACGCGCGCGCGCGCGCACGCACACACACUCUCACACACACACAGAGGCUGAGGCGGACGUAGCGGGAGCAGUAGGGUGCAGCACGGGGGAGUUCUGCAUCGCACCAAAAACCAGUAAAAGUGCAAACCCAGACCUUUGGAAAACAUCCCCAUCACAGGGGAUUUACCCUCAACUUCCAGUGGAUUCCAGUGGACGAGAGAAAGCAAGCCGAGGCCCUAAACUUUCCGUCUUCUGUGGCAUUAAUUACAGUCCAUCCUUCCCCAAAUCUCCCAAAACAUUUGCUGCACUUGGUGCCAAUGCACUCCUCUACAUCCAUCACAUCACUGUUUUCCUUUACAAGUCCAGCUGUGAAGCGACUGCUGGGCUGGAAACAGGGUGAUGAGGAGGAAAAAUGGGCAGAGAAAGCAGUGGACUCACUAGUAAAGAAGCUAAAGAAAAAAAAAGGGGCAAUGGAGGAGCUGGAGAAGGCGCUGAGCUGUCCAGGUCAGCCGAGCAAGUGCGUGACCAUCCCACGCUCACUGGAUGGACGGCUGCAGGUGUCACACCGAAAAGGUCUGCCACAUGUCAUCUAUUGCCGCGUGUGGCGCUGGCCUGACCUACAGUCGCACCAUGAGCUUAAGGCACUGGACUGCUGCGAGUUUCCAUUCGGCUCCAAACAAAAAGACAUCUGUGUCAACCCCUACCACUACCGCCGUGUGGAGACACCAGUGUUGCCUCCAGUUCUUGUACCUCGCCACAGUGAGUUUAACCCUCAACACAGUCUACUAGCCAAAUUCCGCCAUGCAUCCCUCCACAACGAGCCACUCAUGCCCCAGAAUGCCACUUUCCCUGACUCGUUUCCUCCAGUGCCUUGCAGCUCUUUCUCCUCCUCUCCACCCAGCUCUCUGCAGUCCCCAAGUGGACACAGCCAUCCAAACUCCCCAAGCAGUACGUCCGAUCCUGCAAGUCCCUACCACAUCACAGCAGAGACCCCACCACCACCCUACAGCAUGAUGGAAACGAGUCCUCCACAGGACGUGAAACCAGAGUCAUCCAACACGCCCAAACUCACUCUGUCUGCUCCACACAGAGACCUGAGGCCAGUGUGUUAUGAGGAGCCUGAGCACUGGUGUUCUGUUGCUUACUAUGAACUGAACAACCGUGUUGGAGAGACCUUCCACGCCUCGUCACGGAGCAUCCUGGUGGACGGCUUCACUGAUCCAUCUAACAACAAAACCCGCUUCUGCUUAGGGCUGCUGUCCAACGUCAACCGCAACUCCACCAUCGAACACACCCGCCGGCACAUAGGCAAAGGUGUGCAUCUGUAUUAUGUAGGCGGCGAGGUGUACGCUGAGUGCCUGAGUGACAGCAGCAUUUUCGUACAAAGUCGCAACUGCAAUUACCAACAUGGCUUUCAUGCCACCACUGUGUGCAAAAUCCCCAGCGGCUGCAGCCUCAAAAUCUUCAACAACCAACUGUUCGCCCAGCUGCUGUCCCAGUCAGUCAACCACGGCUUUGAGGUGGUGUAUGAGCUCACGAAGAUGUGCACCAUCAGAAUGAGCUUUGUCAAGGGCUGGGGUGCAGAAUACCACCGCCAGGAUGUCACUAGCACCCCCUGCUGGAUAGAGAUCCACCUGCAUGGACCUCUGCAAUGGCUUGAUAAAGUUCUGACCCAAAUGGGUUCCCCACACAACCCAAUCUCCUCUGUGUCCUAACAUUGUCUAUACACUCCAUAACUCUCAGCACACCUGAGGAUCAGCACAGGAGAACGCAGCGUCCAAACCAACAUUUCAAUUUUUUUAGAGGUUCACGGUACCAGUAAGACAUCAAAGACUAUAAAAAAAAAAGACUUUUAAAACAUUUUGUGCAUCUAAUUGCUGAAGUAAGUAUUACAACUGUUUCUGUUUAUUCUGUGAUUUUAAUCAUGUUCACUGUGGUAUAAUCUGAUUCUGUACAGUCCAGAAAGUAACACAUUGAUGGAAGAUUAAGAAAACAGGAAAAGCAAUGCAUCAGUAGUAGCAAUGUUAGCUUGAUGUUUGUUUUGUGUUCACAACAUGGCAAAAUUUUGAAUUCUAUGACAUGCUUGUUUUUUCCUAUUUUUUUUCUUCCAAAUACAGAAUUUCCCUCUCAGUUGUGUGGUCAUUUGGUUGCACAUUAAAGAAUAUUACAAAUAAUACAAACCUAUUGCAAACACAAA
Clarias gariepinus (North African catfish) is the source of this 2234-nucleotide messenger RNA. It is a transcript of the gene smad9, whose product is annotated as SMAD family member 9. Gene Ontology annotation, biological process: SMAD protein signal transduction; regulation of transcription by RNA polymerase II; transforming growth factor beta receptor signaling pathway. NCBI's taxonomy places the organism in Eukaryota, Metazoa, Chordata, Actinopteri, Siluriformes, Clariidae. Gene Ontology annotation, molecular function: DNA-binding transcription factor activity, RNA polymerase II-specific; RNA polymerase II cis-regulatory region sequence-specific DNA binding; I-SMAD binding. The record is from RefSeq and is a predicted model, not a curated record. Gene Ontology annotation, cellular component: heteromeric SMAD protein complex. Bases 355 to 1752 code for a protein of 465 amino acids. The transcript has 7 exons.